This is a messenger RNA of Gryllus bimaculatus (two-spotted cricket), 1504 nucleotides long. NCBI's taxonomy places the organism in Eukaryota, Metazoa, Arthropoda, Insecta, Orthoptera, Gryllidae. The record is from the annotation of a GenBank genome assembly.
AUGGAUACAGCCAUGUCGGAAGAAGGAUAUCUGAAACGAAAAAACGACAUUUUCACAAAAGCUACACAUGGAGGAUUUGAUCCUGAACAAGAAUCAACUUGGCCGCUUGUACCUUCUAUUGCUGUUACCACAUCUUUUGAACAAAUAGAACCAGGAGAACAUAGGGCAAGCUUAGGAGCAACAACAGCCAUUGCGAGCAUACUAAGUGCUGGAGAUCAUAUCAUUGCUGGAGAUGAGAUGUAUGGGGGAACAGCAAGGUUAUUUAAAGAGGUAUUUGGGAAGUUUAAAGUUGAAACAACUAUAGUGGACACCCGAGACACUAAAAACAUCGAAAAUGCUAUAAAAUCCAACACAAAACUUGUGUGGGUAGAAACUCCAACAAAUCCCCUUCUCAAAGUCGUAGACAUAGCUAAAGUAGCAGACAUUGUUCAUAAACACAAAGAUAUCAUUUUAGUUGUUGAUAAUUCUUUUAUGACACCAUAUUUUCAGCAACCUCUAAACUUGGGAGCUGAUGUAUCAAUGCAUUCCCUGUCCAAAUAUAUGAAUGGUCACAUUGAUGUGGUUAUGGGAGCUAUUUCUACAAAUGAUUUUGAUUUAUAUGAAAAAUUACGAUACAAUCAACAUGCAAUGGGCUUAUCUCCUUCUCCAUUCGACUGUUACCAAGUAAAUCGUAGUUUGAAGACACUUCCGUUAAGAAUGGAACAUCACAUGAAAAGUAGCAUAGCAUUGGCCAAAUUUCUAGAAAAACAACCAAAAAUUGAAAAAGUAAUUCAUCCAGGUUUGCCAUCGCAUCCGCAACAUGACUUAAUGAAGAAGCAAUGCUUUGGAACAAGUGGUAUGAUAUCUUUUUACAUAAAAGGUGGAUUAAAAGAAACAAAGUUGUUUAUCAAAUCAUUGAAAUUGAUUAAAUUUGCUCCAAGUUUUGGUGGUUAUACAACAACGUUAUUAGUACCGUCUCUUAUGACCCACACAACGCUGCCUGAAAAAGUCAAACUUGAAUAUGGAAUUACUGACAAUUUAAUUCGCAUGACAGUGGGUUUUGAAUCUGUGGAUGACCUCAUUGCAGACGUCUCACAAGCACUCGAAAUAAUUAAAUAAUGAAAAACAUUUGUUUUGUUUUUUACUCUUGCAAUUGAACAUAUUUAAUAUUUGUAUUACUACAAAAAAUAAAUUAACAUAUUUUCCUUAAAAUUUCACGGACAAAUCCUAGUCAUCUCUCUUCACCCCAGACAUUAGGGAAAUAUGGAGGAAUACUGCCACCGUGCGUAUUCCACCAUCCAUGAUGUUCGGAUUCCCACUGAUACAAAAGUGACAAAACCCAGUGGAAGAAGGUAGGGACACUAGGAUCCAGGUCGUAUGUGUUUCCGUCAAGGUGUUUAUGCAUAGUUUCACAAUACUGAAAAAUAGCUGUUUCGAUUCAACUUCGUUGUACGUAAGGAGCGGUAAAUUAAUUUAGAGAUCCUCUAGGGUAGAACAAACAUGUGAUAAAUCUAUCGGGAAUAUC